UCUGAGUGACAGUGCGUAGUGCCACCACAAAGACAAAGGCGUUAAGGGUUAAACUCCUUUGUAUUACAGAAUGGAAGGACUAUAACGAGCUCAUUUAGCCAAUACAGGCAUUUAAAGGAAUUCGAAUUAAUUUCCAAAUCCAAGCAUAAUUGACACAUCUAUGAUGCUUUUUUCUCAAAGAUACCUUCGGCAAAAUCAGCUGAUUGACUCUUUAAUAGAUCUGGGCAUGCGCAGUAGCUUUGUUUUGCCUUUUUUCAGCAGGUUGACCGACUUGCUUGACUGUAUGUCAUCUCGAUCUUGGAGAGGUCGUACUCGUAAUGCAUGUAGGAUCUACGUCGUUUGAGAAAUCAGCUUGCUCAAAACUUUAUUGUGGCAUAUGGAUCAGAUGGUAGAGUUCGCGAGGUCACUUUAGAGGUCAUUUAAGGGUCACCAUGGACACCAGGCCAUCUAGUGUCUUACAUCAUGCAAGGAGAAGAGAGAUUAGGGAUAUUUCUGUAAGGAGAUUUCAACAGAUUCAUCAUGUAGAAGAAACACUCAUCAAUAGACUUGGCUUGGAACAUGAGUUAGAGGGUCACAAUGGAUGUGUGAACUGUUUAGAAUGGAAUGAAUCAGGAUCAUUGUUAGGAAGUGGUUCAGAUGAUCUUACUGCUAUGAUCUGGGAUCCCCACAGAAGGAGAAAAUUAACAACUAUCCGUACUGGUCACCUUGGAAAUAUCUUCUCUCUUAAAUUCUUGCCAAACUCUCAAGAUGAGACCAUAGCCACCGGUGCUGCUGACUGCAAAGUCCGGGUUCACAACGUGCCUAGGGGUGAGACUACCUAUGCCUUUAGCUGCCAUGCAGGUCGUGUCAAAAGACUUGCAGUGGUGCCCAAUCUUCCCUACAUGUUCUGGAGUGCAGGAGAAGAUGGGACGAUAAGGCAUUUUGAUCUGAGAUCUCCCCACCUGUGUAGUGAUAGCUGUAACAAUGUUCUUAUUAAUCUCAACUAUUACACUGGCAAACAUGGGGAAUGCAAGUGCCUUGCAAUCAACCCAUACAGACCUGAACAGCUAGCAGUUGGGGCCAGUGAUCCAUUCAUUAGGCUUUACGACAUUAGAAUGUUGAACCCUCAUGCCGUUCACUUCUCAAGAGAAGAGGUCCUGAGGUCAGCGUGGAGGACCCCGGCCCCUGAACCAGAUGACCAUGGUGAAGUGCCAAGGGGAUGUGUGCAAUAUUUCAUAGCAGGUCAUUUACCUGUCAAGGAGGAGGAGAGAGGGAGAAGAUAUAGGUCACUGGUUGCGACCUAUGUGACCUUUGGUCCUACAGGUCAUGAACUUUUAGCAAACCUUGGAGGAGAACAAGUAUAUCUGUUUGAUGUAAACAAUAGGCAAAAACCAAGACUGUAUAAUGUUGGUGAUUAUCCAGCUCCAAGUGCCAAUGGAUAUUGUACAAAUGGUGUUUGUAAAGAUGUCCAACAGCACAUAGGGGAAGCAUUAUCAUCGAAUGGAUCAUCGGUAGACCCAGCCAAUGGGAUAAAUGGUCUCUACCAGCCAACCAAUGGUAUGAAGAAGGAAGACUCGGAUGCGAGGGCGGGCUACUCCCAUCACAGUGAGAGGCAUCAGUCUAGGUCACAUGCAUCAUCAAGUAGGAGAAAAGGCUCAACCAAAGAACUUCCUCCGAAGAUUGAAGCAUGGAAGCAUGAAGCAAACAAGUUCUACUGUGAUAAGAAGGAUUAUACCUCAGCUAUCCGUCUCUACAAUCAGGCCAUCAGUAUGUGUUCAGACCAUGCCAUUCUCUUUGGCAACAGAGCAGCAGCUUAUAUGAAAAGAGGAUGGGAUGGAGAUAUUUAUGCAGCUCUUCGUGACUGCCACAGUGCCUUGAGCCUCGAUGCUAAGCAUCGUAAGGCCCAUUUCCGUCUUGCCCGCUGCUUGCUUCAGCUCACCUGGUCCAACGAGGCCCAUCAGUGUCUGCAGUCAUUCAAGUCCAAGUUUCCGGAGUAUGCCAAGUAUUCUGAGUGCCAGGCCCUGGAGAGGGACAUCACUGCUGCGGUCUUCUCUAACUCUGAUAAACGGACGAAUGAAGCUCCAAGUGACCAAGACUGGCAAGAUUCACCACCGGAUGGUCCAAGGACAUCAAGCAGCGAGGCAGUAGAACCAAAGGAGAAAGAACUCAGAAAUGAUGCAUAUGAUUAUACAGAGAGAUACUGUGGACACUGCAAUACAACCACUGAUAUCAAGGAAGCAAACUUCUUUGGAAGUAAUGGUCAGUACAUCAUGGCUGGAUCUGAUGAUGGCUCAUUCUUCAUCUGGGAUCGUAAGACUACUAACAUUGCUCGCGUCUUGAGAGGUGAUGAUUCCAUUGUUAACUGUCUUCAACCUCAUCCAUCAUCGUGUCUCCUAGCAACCAGUGGCAUUGACCCCGUCGUCAGGUUAUGGAGCCCUCGACCUGAGGAUGGUAGCAGCAACGACCGUUGCAUCACAGAACCUGACACAGCAGCGACCGCCAACCAGAGGCGGAUGAAAGCUGACCCCUUGGAGGUCAUGUUAAUGAACAUGGGUUACCGUAUCACAGGUAUCUCUACAGACGGAUCUGACGAUGAACCUGAUGCCCCAAUGCCAUGCAGACCUAGCUAGUAUUCCAGGAGACAUGGUGUCCAUAGCGAUGUCAGACAUAGGAGUUUAAUUUAAAGACAUUCUUGUAAAGUGCUCGAUUCCUUGGACAGUAUUUCAUGUAUGCCAGCUGGGGUAAGAUUGCCAAAUGUUCAACCUGUCGUAUCCAAAAUUGCUUGUUUAGAAUAAAACCUAUUUCUACGAUACAAUGUUCAUGGAGUGUGUUGUAGAAAUAGUUCAUAUUCCAUAAGACACGAUGUCCAUGUUGAUGUUCAACAUACCGGUUUAUUUUAAAGACACUCUUGUAAAGUGCACAAUUACUUGGAAAAUUAUGUUUGCCAACAGGUGUAAGAUUCCCAAAUGUUCCACAUGUAGUGGUAUCCAACAUUGCUUUAAAGAUACCCUUCAACACGAUAAGGUGUACAUGAAGUGCAUUGCGCACACACACACAUAUUUUUAUGUUUACAUGCCUAAGAGACAUGGUUACCAAAUGUUCAAUAUUGAUUAUCAUCAACAAAGCUUGAGGCACACUUGGGUGUAGCUCAGAUGGAAACCCUGAUACGUAUCCCCAUGCCAGAAAGACCAAGCAAGUAGUCCAGAGAACAUGGUGUCCAAGUGUUCUUGAAGUAAUGUUGGAAGAACUCUCAUACAGUGCACAGAACUUCAGACAGUAUUUAAUGCUCACCAAACUAUAUGCCAUUAUUUUUGCAUGAUAAAUACAUUGGAAUUGAUUUUAAGAAGAUAUUUCCUUUAAUUCAAUUACAGGUGUUCUAGAUGUAAAGAAUUUUGCCAUAAGUAGUGCACUAUCAUCCACACACUAGUGUGGGUGCGUCGUGGUCUAGUGGAUCUGACUCUCGCCUUUCAAACAAAGGGUCGUGUGUUCGAAUCCUAGCCAUAGCGUGUUUUCCUUCAGCAAGAAGUUUAUCCACACUGCUGCACUCGACCCAGGUGACGUAAAUGGGUACCUGGCGGGAUUUAUUCCUUGAAUUCACGAGCGCUGAAAGGCAGCUUGAGCUAAAGCCGGGGUAAUAAUAAUAACAAUGCGCCUCGGAAUACAUUGUUUCAAGAUAGAUGGCGCUAUACAAAUGCCUAUUAUUAUUAUUAUUAAUGCCCAAUGGUAUAUGUACAUGGUCCAAAUGAUAUCUUAAGUGUUAGAAGUUCCAAAUUCUUAAGUAUUGAUAUGUCCAGAAAUAAAUGAAAGACACUAAUUGUGUGAAGAUAAUCAAAUACCAUACAUGACGCUAUGCAAACCUCCUGCUCUUACAUGUAUGUUUGUUGGCCAGAAGACUUUGUUUAUUCUUUUGGCCAAAUGAAAAAGGAUCACUGUUCUAUUAGCUUUCCACCAGGUUCCAGAUGAUACUGUCUCACGAGUAUCCAGUGACGUCCAAAAAUAAUGGAGACAAAAUUGAUGAUUGGAAUUAGAACACCAGUAAAAUCUUGAUGUGUCAAACCCACUUGAAUUUCUUCUGAAUUGUUAUAUGCUAAUAUCAUGACUUGAUUGAUUCAUUAUUGGAAAAUAUAUUUGUGUCCUAGAGUGCAUAUUAAAUAUAUAUUUUUUUUCAUUUGUAGGCAGAUAGUCAAUUAUUUUCAGAUCUAAAAUGCAUGUAUAGGUACUGGUAUUGCCUUUAUUUCCAUUGAAAAAAAAAUAUUUCAGAAUGUUUACACACAUGUACAUGAGUCUAAUUUUUUUAUCCAUUGCAUUAUGAAGCUGUUGUGGACAUGUUGUUGGUAAAGGUUUUAUGGCUGAGUGGAUGAGUCUCGAGAUUAUGAACCACAAGGUCUUGAAAUUGAAUCCCACCACAGCACUCGCAUCCUUUGGCAAGGCAUUUAUCUACAUUUGCCAAUCUUCACCCAGGUGUAGUAAAUGUUGUACCCAGUAGAAAGAAACUCCUAGAAUGCUCCAGUGCCCAGGCAUCCCAGCUUAAGCCGGGGUAAUGAUAACAUUAUCAUGGUAGGAGAGUUUUUGGAAUUGAAGUCGCUAUCCUGGGUAAAUAUGACAUUUUCAUACUUGUAGUAAGGAUAUUUCCUGAAUUUUUUGCAGAAUUAAGCACUAUGUAAUAUUAUUUCUAUGGUUUUGGUUAUAAUUAAUUGCAAAAACUGGUCAUGUCUUAAUGGCUAGUUAUUUAUUUUAAGGAAAAUUUUCAGCAAUACCAGUAUUUAUACAGGUUCUAUUGAGUAUAAUUAUUUUAUUCAAUAUUUAGGUCUGACCCAGCGAACCCAUUAUUUAGACGCUCAACAGGUAUCGGCUUCUGGUUAACUUAAUUCUCACACAGAUGACAGGGAACUUCCGCUGCCCAACCAUUGAUCUCCAUGAUAAAUGAAGGUUUAAAUUUAUGUUCCUUUAGACUUGGGCCCCAUUGCAUAACAGUUACUGAUGGUAGCUUUGUCAUCCAAUGCUUAUUUUCAUGGCAACACUGCUUAACAGCCAAUUGAAAUCAAGAAUUUCAUGAGAGAUACUGUUGGGUUCAAUUGUUAAUAUUAAAUUACAACAGGCUGUGGUGUGACUAAGCUCGGCAACAAAAAGCAACUAUUUCUGUACAGAGACAAUGGAAUAGAUGACAUACUGUAGGUGAAUGAAACUCCUGUCAUGGACUAAUCAAGUUUUCUUAUUUAAAUUGUGCAGAGUUGCACAGACAACCUCUUGAUAUAAUGAAAUCAUUCUGGUGUCAUAUAAACGUGACUCACAAUAUGACAUAUCAUUAUGCUGUAUUUAGUUUUGGGGUUAACUUUCAACAAACUGCUUAGGCUCAUAUUGUGUUAUGCCCAUUUAUUUGCUUUAUUAUCUGUCUCAUCCGUACCGAAAUACCAUAUAAUAAUUAUCGAGCUUUGUUGCACAAGGCUUGAAGGUUUGUUCAAUCACAGUAGUUUUGUUGCUCUUUACUUUGCUCAAUAUCGUGGCAAACUACAUGUAUAUAACAAAACCAUCUCAAUGCAAAUAAAAAGCCCAUCUUCAUUUGUAUUACUCUCAUGAAUUCUAGAGUGGCAUGAUAUUUUGAUACGUCCAAGGACAUCAUUGCUAGUGUUUUUUUUCCCUUAAAAAUUCUCUUCACCAUGACUUUGAUCUACGUGUAUAUUGCAUGAAUUAUACCAUGUAAAUAACAAAAACAUGAUUUUAUAUAGAGUUUUGUAAAUACACCCAUGAAAUGUAUAAUAUGUAUGUUCUUAUGAACAAGGUGAUAAUGGAGUUCUUUGUUGUCACCGUUUUUUUUGCAUUACAUAUAUUAUGAGAGGGGUGAAUAAUUAUUAAAGAUUAUUGGGGAAAUGCAUUCCUCAGCACAUAGAAAAUGGAA
Messenger RNA from Lytechinus pictus (painted urchin), 5875 nucleotides. Its product is annotated as WD and tetratricopeptide repeats protein 1-like. Gene Ontology annotation, molecular function: protein binding. Gene Ontology annotation, cellular component: cytoplasm; Cul4-RING E3 ubiquitin ligase complex. The coding region runs from base 432 to 2609 and encodes 725 amino acids. The record is from RefSeq and is a predicted model, not a curated record. Gene Ontology annotation, biological process: negative regulation of fatty acid biosynthetic process. Lineage: Eukaryota; Metazoa; Echinodermata; Echinoidea; Temnopleuroida; Toxopneustidae. The transcript is spliced from 15 exons.